UUUGUGUUUGUUGAAGUGACAUUUAGUAAGAUUAUUUUUUUGUUUACACCAUCAAAAAAAUUUUAUAACAACCAAUUUUCAAUAUUAUUUUAAAAGAUAACGAGAUGCCUAACCUAAAAAGAUAAGAAAAAGCGCGCCAUAAACAAUGGCUGAAAAUGAUGUAGAAGUUAUUUCUUUUAAACAAUCAUCGAUAAAGUCCUUUUUUUCGCCAUGUAAAGGCCCCCUUACGUUUCAAGAGUCAAAGUUUAAAUCUACCAUAAAGAAGCCUCAAAGGUGUCGCCGUUCAAAACGUUUAAAAAAUAAGAAACCUGAUAAAGAAAGUGAUGAUGAUGACCCAAUGAAAAAAGUAAUUGUAAAAGAAGAAAUGAUUGAAGUAAACUGUUGUCCUUUAUCACCACAGAUUUAUUUUGAUGAUGAACCUAUAUUAAAUGCGGAUACAUCUCCAUCUAAAAAGGUUAAAAUUGAUUUAGAGCGAGAUGAGAAUUCCUUAUUGAAGUUAAACAAUAAUAGGAGCAAAAUAAAACUUAACUCAUCUGAUUCUUCCUCGGAAAUUAUAAAUAUAGCAGUAACUAAACCUUGUUUAAACAUAAAAAAUGAUUUUAAACUUACCAAAACUCAAUUAGAAUCUAGUCUUAAUUAUUCUCAUAAAAGUUAUGCUUUGAAUAUAGAAGGUUUAAUUUAUGAAUGCGAAUUUGGUGUUGAUUUGGAUGAUUUUGAAUGCAAAGAAGUCAUUAAAAAUGCCUUAAAUAAUAUUUGGGUGAUAAUUAAGCACUCUUUAAGGCCUAGUUUUGAAGAUUUAUUGUUUGAAAAUGAAAAAAAUUUAAUUUUAUCAUUUUGUUCCAUAAAAACUCUCUACCAAUUUAUUUGUUGCAAGUUAUUUACACAUCAAAUUAAGUGGUAUAACCCGGAGAGUUUUAUUAAAAGUUUAAAGGGUCGCAAUAAGUUAAAUUUGAUAUCUUUAGAAAUUCAUGAAAUGAUUACAGAUUUAGAAAAAUAUGGUUUUAUACAAACUAACUAUGAAAAUGAUGAUUUAUCGAAUCUUUUAACACUCUUAAAUAGGGAAGAUUUAACAAAAAUUUGUCAAGAUUUGCGAUUGAAUGUGAAAAAUUGCGUUUUACGAACUAGGGAAGAUAAAAUCUUCGCCAUUUUAAACCACAUUACCAAACAACCCACAUUAAACCCAUCAAAACCAAUGAAUGAAGUAGUAAAGAUGAUGAUUUGUAAAAAAUUGGGAAAAAUGAUUAAAAUCACUGCAGAUUUUCAUAAUACUUUUUAUAAAAUCCAUUUAAUGUACUCAUUUACACACCCACAAUUAGAGAUUCCUCACGGCGUUUAUAAAUUUAUGCAUGAAAUACACCAAAAUAAAUCGCUCAUUCCUAAAUUUCAAACAUCAGAAAUAAAAAUAUUCGAAAAUGCUAAGGAAUUUGAUGAUUUUUCAAGAGCCUUUACAUACAAAGAAGAAUUAGUAAAAGAAGCAAAUAAAAAAUGCCCCAAUAAAUUGGUAAUGAAAGAACAUUGUGAGGAAAUUUUAACCGAAUUAAAAUUAAUUCUGAAUCAAAGGAAUUAUAAAAACACAAAACCUGGCUUUUUAAACCGGUUUACUUCCGGUCAUAAAUACGCCUCGGCCUUGGUGUUUGGUAUUACUAAGUUAUCAGGCACAUUUCUGGAGAGAUCUAAAGUUUGGAUUGAAGAAUUACUAAAUCAAAAUCAGUUUAGAAUAAGAAAGAAGUCUUUUCUGUAUGGUCAAUUAGCUACGAUUUAUAAAAAAUUUUAUAAAGAUAAUCAAAAAGCUUGUGAGACAUUAAUAAGAGGUUUGAAAGAUGAUUCUUUGUCGUUUUCGGACGAAUGCGAAUUAAUAUAUCGAGUGACAAGUUUUGUGAAAAAAAGGGAAUGUAAUAAAUUCUUUGAUGACGAUGUUUUGGAGUCAUUAAAGAGAGCUCCAAAUGUAAAUUUAUUUUCUACCAUAACUAUUCAAGGAAAACAAAAGAGUAAUGAACCUUAUUUUGUCCAUCCAACAUCUUCGGAAGACCGAGAAUAUCUUCGCGUCGAAAUUUUCGCGAUCCGUCAUUACGUAACAAACUCCGAAUUUACAAACGGAAUUCACUGCGAAGGCACAAUAAUAAACAUGUUAUUUUUUAUUUUAUUUUGGGACAUCAUUUACAAAGAAGACAAUGCCAUCCCAAUUUUUAUUAAUCCAAAUCAAACCGUGCCAUUAGAUUUAAACCACGACGAGUUUUACACCAGGCGAAAAGAUCUCAUCGACGAGAGGAUAGAAAAAAUCAAAUUCGGUUGGUCACAAGAUGAAUUCAACGAAUACGUUCGAAACGCGUGGGAGGAGGCAGAACCGUGUAAAAGUGUUGUUAAAGUUUUUGAUAUUGAUGUUACGUUUCGGUUUAUUGAGGUGAUUGGUCGAAAUGUUAUUGGGAGAAUUAUGGAGAGGUUUGUUGAGAGUUAUGAUGAGUGCAGGGCGGGGUUGCCGGAUUUAUUUUUAUGGAAUGAUUUAAAAUGCAAAUUUGUCGAAGUUAAAGGGCCUGGGGAUCAAUUAUCAACGAAACAGAAGCUUUGGAUAAGUUUUUUACACGAAAUUGGGGUUGAUGUUGAAGUGUGUCGAGUUAAAAGAUUAGGAGGAAACUAAUUCGUUUUAUUUUAUACU
Onthophagus taurus is the source of this 2653-nucleotide messenger RNA. Its product is annotated as fanconi-associated nuclease 1. Gene Ontology annotation, molecular function: 5'-3' exonuclease activity; flap-structured DNA binding; 5'-flap endonuclease activity. The record is from RefSeq and is a predicted model, not a curated record. Lineage: Eukaryota; Metazoa; Arthropoda; Insecta; Coleoptera; Scarabaeidae. Gene Ontology annotation, biological process: interstrand cross-link repair. Gene Ontology annotation, cellular component: nucleus.